AUCAGACAAUUUCUGAAUUGUGGACAUUUAUUCUGAUAACAUUUAAGAAUUUGUUUUUUCCACACUGAAACGGUUCUUUGACACAUAGUGAAUGGUGAUUAGUUCAGGCUGAACCAAGUACUAUGAGAAAAUGAUGGAAGGAUUUAUUAUAUGCCUCAUAAGUGUAGCUGCUGCUGCAUUUUUUAUCCACCUAACGGAUGGUCAAUUACAGUGGCAACAGAUACAGCCCCACCCUUCUUCUCCAUUACCACCUACCAGAAGAGAUCAUGCCAUAGGAUAUAUACCACAGAAAAACACACUGAUAAUGUUUGGAGGACAAGGGAAUGGAAUUAUAUAUGGAGACACAUGGGUUUUUAAUUUCAAUUCAAGCAGAUGGAAAGAAUUUAAAAAGAUGCUAUCCCCUCCUCAGAGAUACAGUCUGGUUUAUGGAGUGUACAAAGACUACUUCUAUAUAACCACUGGGCAGGAUGACAUAAUGACCUUCAGUGAUGUUUGGCGUUUUGAUAUCAGAACUGAGACCUGGGAGGAAAUGUCUCCAGAUGGCUCCCAUGUCCCUGCAGUUUAUGGUGCAGCAGGUGGUGUAGCUGAUGGUGGUGCCUACUUGUAUGUCAGCCAUGGUUUUGAUAUGGACAGGAGGUACUCUACCACACACAGAUACAGUAUUGAAGACAACCUGUGGGAGGAGGUGUAUUCUGGUGGACAUCCAUAUAGUCCUAAUUAUCCACAUGCACGAUGUUUGCAUGGAGGCGUGAUGACAGCAGAACAUAAUUUGGUGAUUUUUGGAGGAUGUUUGAGUGGUGGAGGCACAGGUGGCCCCUGCCCUAGCCACGACUCUUGGUUAUUGGAUGGUAAAGCUGGGGAAUGGACUAAGCUGCCUGACUGUUUGUCCCCAAAAAUUUAUCCCAGUCUUGCUCUUCUGCCCGAUGGGAAUGAUGGUCAAGUGGUCAUUUUGUAUGGUGGAAUGGAGACUACAAGUCAAAUGCUUAAGACAUAUGUCUCUCUUGAAUCAGACGUUGGAGUUCUGGAAUUGGAAAGUAACAUUUGGAGUACCAGGAAAGUUUUGGGAUCAUCCUAUCCAGUGAAACGAUAUAGUGCUGCACUUACCACUGCACAAGUACUUGGGGGGGUUGUGCUGUUUGGAGGAGAAACAAUGACAAAUGGGACAGUUAAUGACCUUUGGCUACUUCGUGGAAAUGGUUCAUCUGUCACCAGCCUGGAAGUUAGUACCAAGUGUGGAGGCCCAUUUAUAGUGUUCUGGAACCUGAUAGUCCUCCACACAGUCUUCAUGUUCGCUGGCUGGGGCAUCUUACUGCAGGCUGGAGCAUUUAUUGCUAGGUAUUUCAAAUGGAAAGGUCCCAAGUGGUUUCUCAUUCAUAGGGUAUUGCAGUCCACAGGAUUAUUUUUUGCAUUAGCUGGGUUUAUCUGUGCCAUAGUGUCUGUGAGAUUUGACCACUUUUCCUUUGCCCAUGGGAUCAUUGGGCUUAUAAUUAUGAUCCUAGGGCUGCUGCAACCACUCAAUGCAUUGAUACGACCUCACAAGGAGCAAAAUGAGGUCAUAUCUAGAAAGAGAUGGAUCUGGGAACUUAUCCAUUUGAAUACUGGAAGGCUGGCCCUUAUUUUGGCAUUGAUAAACAUGGUUCUUGGGGUGUAUUUGGAAGUAUCUAGCCUGGGAACACAGAUAUUGACAUAUGUUUACAUUGGCGUAAUUAUUGUAGCCUACAUUGCCAUGGAACUAUGGACAAGAAUCAAAGGGAAAGGAAGAAGUGAACAGAUGGAGUUGAACAAAAUAUAAUGGAAUUCAAAUGGUUGUUUUGAUACAGUCAGCAUAAUGUUGUGCAAUAAAAAGAUUCUUCAAUAUAAUGAGAUUAUUUACUAUAGCACGGAUCAGAUGUUUAAAUAUUUACCCUAUGAGGCCACCCUUUUUAAAAAUUUUAUUAAAAGAUUAAGUUGCAAUAUUAGGGGCUGAAUUAAAAUGUUAUUUUCAACAGUGGGAUAAAUAUAGUUACACACUACCAAGUUAUAAUAAAAAAGUCUAUUUAUCUUUCUUUUUAAAAUUAUUCAUUAAUUUUUAUGCACAGACACUGCAAAUAUCUGUAUAUUUUCUGAUUGGUCUGUCUGUCCACUUUCUUGCCAUCACUGUCCAACACAUGAUAUUUGCCCCAUAACUGCCAAACCAUAUUUUUGUUUUACUUUUGAUUUACUGAGUAGUUUUGUUUGAUAAAGAGACCAGUUGCUUUUAAAAAUCGGCAUAAUUGGUUUACAUUGGUUUACGGUAAUUAUUCUUUUUUUCCACAAUUUUGGUGACGUUCGCCCCAUAACUGCCAAUUGA
This is a messenger RNA of Lingula anatina, 2329 nucleotides long. RefSeq lists its product as uncharacterized. Lineage: Eukaryota; Metazoa; Brachiopoda; Lingulata; Lingulida; Lingulidae. Gene Ontology annotation, molecular function: protein binding. The record is from RefSeq and is a predicted model, not a curated record.